This is a messenger RNA of Populus euphratica (Euphrates poplar), 3092 nucleotides long. Its product is annotated as U4/U6 small nuclear ribonucleoprotein Prp3-like. The transcript is spliced from 6 exons. Lineage: Eukaryota; Viridiplantae; Streptophyta; Magnoliopsida; Malpighiales; Salicaceae. Gene Ontology annotation, cellular component: U4/U6 x U5 tri-snRNP complex. Bases 170 to 2713 code for a protein of 847 amino acids. Gene Ontology annotation, biological process: mRNA splicing, via spliceosome. The record is from RefSeq and is a predicted model, not a curated record.
ACCUUAAAUAAAAUCAAAUAAAUAAACAAUACAAGUAUCAUAAUCCUAGCCGUUCUUUCAUUAGCCUCACGAAUAUCUCACCCUCUCUCUGUCCUUAAACUAGAGAAAAAUAGAGUGAGAUAAAGAGAGCAAUAAAACCAGAUAACAGUUAACAAAACCCUAGACUACAAUGGAUCGCUCCUCCAAGCGCACCCGAGACGACCGUGACCGUGACCACCACAAACACCGAUCACGGGACGAUAAGCACCGAGACUCUUCCGAUUCUCACCACCACCGAUCAGAGAGAGAAUCUCACCAGCGCGACCAUCACAAAUCAUCUAGGCGCGAUGAUACUAAGCGCGAAAGAUCUCGCGAGCGAGAAGAGAGUGUAGAUAGGCGAGAGAGAUCUCACGAUCACAGAUCAUCUUCCUCAUCGAGGCGUGAGGACAGAGACAGAUCGUAUGAUGCGAGAGAGGAGAGAGAAGGGAGUAGAGAGAGAAAGCGCGAGAAGAGAGAGAGAGAAAUUGAAGAGGAGGAUUAUUUUGAGAGAAAGAAGAGAAAAGAGAGAGGAGGGAGUGAAGAUAGGGUUGUUGUUGACAAGGAGAAGAGAAGUAGAAGGAGAUUUGGCGAAAAAGUGAAAGAAGAGGAUAACAGUAUUGAUACCAAUAAUAAUGGUAAUAGUUUUGAGAAUGUGAAGAGUGUGGAUUUGAGUGAGGUUAGAGUGAAGGAGGAAGUGAAUGGUCAGCCAACUGGUGGCGGCAGUGGCAGCACCACAGAAAACGGUGGUGUUUCGACUGCAAAUGGUGAUACUCUGGCAACUUUCACUAAGACACCAAGCAAUUUGCCUGAGACCUCUGUGGCUCCUGUCCACCCCCUUCCUACCAAGGUAUCUUCAAUUUCAAACACAAAUGAAAAUAAGGGAGUUAGUAUUGCCAGAUCUCAUGAGGUUCCUGGAAAAUCUAGUACAGAUGGGACAACUUCAGCUGCUGGGAAAAGUGGAAAUCUAUCACUUGAUGCUUUAGCGAAAGCUAAGAAAGCCUUACAAAUGCAGAAGGAAUUGUCAGAGAAGCUGAAGAAGCUACCCCUGUCGAGUAAGGGUAAUACAAGUUCAGGUGGUAGCUUACAUGGUCCAUUGUCAUCAGCAACCAUUACUACUGCUGUUUCAGUAGGGGCUAUGCCAAGUUCAUCCACCUCAUCUACUAGUACUAUGGUGUCUGUAAAGCCACCUGCAACUGGCAUGGCACCUCCGCCUGAUAUUACUAGCAUGCCCAAUUAUGAAGCUGUUAAACGUGCCCAGGAACUCGCUGCUAAAAUGGGAUUUCGCCAGGACCCUGAGUUUGCUCCUCUUAUAAACUUUUUCCCCGGUCAGUUGCCAGCAGAAGUCUCUGUGCUGCAGAAACCUUCUAAGGCCCCUGUUCUUCGUGUGGAUGCACUUGGUAGGGAAAUAGAUGAACAUGGAAAUGUGGUGAACGUGACCAAACCAAACAACCUCAGCACCCUAAAGGUCAACAUCAACAAGCAGAAAAAGGAAGCAUUCCAGAUUCUCAAACCUGAAUUGGAUGUGGAUCCUGAAUCAAAUCCUUAUUUUGAUGCAAAAAUGGGAAUUAAUAAGAAUAAAUUCUUGAGACCCAAACGAAUGACUUUCCAGUUUGUAGAGGAGGGCAAGUGGUUAAAAGAAGCUGAAAUAAUGAAACUGAGGAAUCAAUUUGGAGAAGAAAGAGAAAAGGAUAUGAAGGCAAGGCAAGCAUUACAUGCGAAGGCAAAGGCAGCUCCUGAUAUAAAUCCUAAUUUGAUAGAGGUAUCAGAGCGAGUUAUAACCAAAGCAAAGCCUAAGGAUCCAAUUCCUGAUAUUGAGUGGUGGGAUGUACCUCUGCUGACUAGUGGGACUUAUGGUGAGGAUGUUGAUGAUCUCACGACCCAGCAUAGAUUGAAAAUGGAGAAAAUUACUAUCUAUGUGGAGCACCCACGUCCUAUUGAGCCCCCAGCUGAGCCAGCUCCUCCCCCACCUCAACCUUUAAAGCUAACUAAGAAAGAGCAGAAGAAGCUCCGUACACAGCGUCGCCUUGCUCGGGAAAAAGAUAGACAGGAGAUGAUUAGACAAGGCUUGAUUGAACCUCCAAAACCAAAGGUUAAGAUGAGCAAUCUAAUGAAAGUUCUUGGAUCCGAAGCAACACAAGAUCCAACUAGACUUGAAAAGGAAAUUCGAACUGCAGCUGCUGAACGUGAACAAGCACAUAUUGAUCGUAAUACUGCACGUAAGCUCACUCCUGCUGAGCGCCGUGAAAAGAAGGAGAGAAAGCUCUUUGAUGACCCAAAUACUGUGGAAACUAUUGUUUCUAUAUACAGAAUCAACAAUCUUUCAGACAAGAAAACCCGCUUCAAAGUUGAUGUCAAUGCCCACGAGAAUCGCUUGACUGGAUGCACGGUGAUUACAGAGGGAAUUUGUGUGGUGGUUGUUGAAGGGGGAAGCAAAUCCAUCAAAAGAUACGGAAAACUAAUGCUUAGGCGUAUAAACUGGGCUGAAGCUGUAAAUGAGGAUGAAGGAGGUGACAAUGACGAGAAACCUAUGAACAAAUGUGUGCUAGUGUGGCAAGGUAGUGUUGCCAAACCUAGCUUCCACAGGUUUUCUUUGCAUGAGUGUGUGACUGAAGCUGCAGCCCGAAAAUAUUUUGGUGAUGCUGGUGUUGCCCACUAUUGGGAUCUUGCUGUCAAUUUCUCUGAUGAUCAAAUGUGAGAGGCUGCUUUGAAGAAAGAGUGUUUUCAGGUCAUUACUGAUCUUUGUCAAAGUCUAGUUUCUUCAAUUUGCGGCUGAGAGUUCUGAGAUAACUCUGAUGCAAUUUUUCACCUCCAUGUGGCUUUCAGAUCAUUGAAAGUAGAUCUUUUGCUUUAAGAUACGUGUUGAUUUAAAUCCCAUGUUUCUGAACCUUUCUGUCCAUGGGGUUAGGCAGAAAAAUGCUUGAAAGCUUCGAAUUUAAAACGUAGACGCUAUUGUCAGAUUGAAUAGUUAAUUCUGAUGGUUGAUCUUUCUUCAAGGCAGUGUGGCAACUACUAGGCUGGUCUGGUAUCUAAGUGAAUUGUCAGAUAACAGUUACAUGUUUGCUUGCUUUAAGAUA